Molecule: messenger RNA, 1122 nt
Organism: Xenopus laevis (African clawed frog)
Lineage: Eukaryota; Metazoa; Chordata; Amphibia; Anura; Pipidae
Gene: apoa1.L
Product: apolipoprotein A-I L homeolog
Biological process (GO): cholesterol efflux; phospholipid efflux; lipid transport
Cellular component (GO): chylomicron; high-density lipoprotein particle; extracellular region
Molecular function (GO): lipid binding; phosphatidylcholine-sterol O-acyltransferase activator activity; cholesterol transfer activity
Source: RefSeq, marked provisional
UCUAACCAGCAAAGCAGGUUGGAGCAUAUAGUUUGCAACUAUGAAGAACCUAGUGCUACUAGCAGUACUGUUCCUUUCAGGAACACAAGCAAAGUACUUCCCUUGGCAGCACGAUGAGCCUCGCACUCCAGCUCAGCAGGUACGAGAGGUGUUAGAGAGCUACGUACACAAGGUUCGUGACUUGGGAAGAGACGCUGUGAGCCAACUGGAGACCUCUGAUCUUGGAAAACAACUCGACCUGAAGAUCACUGAAAAACUUGACACCUUUGGUGCCAAUGCUAUGAACCUGAGGAAGCAAAUCAAUCCCUAUGUUGAAAAUAUCAGGGAACAGGUGUCCAAAGAGCUAGAAAAGGAGCUCCCAAUAAUCAAGGAGAAAAUCCGCCCUGUCCUGGAAUCUUUCCAGAAACGUUGGGCUGAAGAUGCAAAGGCUUAUCAGGAGAAAAUCUCUCCCCUGGUAGCUGAGUUACAAAAGCAAACCAAGAGCAACUUGGAUUCUCUGUAUAAAAAGAUCACUCCCAUAGCUGAGGAAAUACGGGACAAGGUGAGAGUGGAGGUUGACUCUCUUCGUUCAAACCUCACACCUUACAGUGAUGAUGUCAGGCAAAAGCUGCUCCAGAAACUGGAAGAGCUUAAGGCCAAUGCAGGUCCCAAAGCUGAGGAGUACAGAGCCCAACUGACACAGUACAUUGAGAAUUUCAGGGAGAAGUAUGGACCCUUGGUCCAGAGCAUCAGAGAACGUCUGGUGCCCCAUGCAGAGGAAGCCAGAACCAACCUGGCAAAGAUUUGGGAAAAUCUGAGAACCAAACUCCGACAGGAUGCCUAAAACAUUUUAUCUCCCAUCUGUGAAGAUAUGUUGGUGCUUCCAUCCUCAACCUUACAUCUCUCUCUCACACAACCAAUUCUUAUCUCAUCUUAUACCAUUAACAUGAUGUUGACCCGAGAGAGGACGUUUACAUGCUGCUAGCUCUUACAUUAUCUCCAAGAGGGCAACCAGUAUUAAUAAUAUGAAAUGAAUUGCUACAUAUCCUGUAUUGUUUACAUAUUUCAUAUUAAUUACCUCCACCCUGAGGGCACAUGUUCCUCUCUCAAGAACUCUUUCAAAAUAAAGAUAUUGAUAUAUCA